AUGCCGCCAACACGUGGAGGGGGUCCUUCGCUGACUACACCCCCUCACACGGUUGUUGAGGUGGCUGCCCCUACAGGACCAACAAGGCCAAGGGGCGUUGCGGAGGAGCUGCCUACUGCCUCGGGUGUAGGGUCAGCGACGGCGGACGCCUAUGCGUCGUUGAUGUCCUCUGGUCGUAGGGGAGGGUCUUCUCCAACGCCGUCCUCCCCUAAAGCUGAUGACGCCCUCGCUGGUCGCCAGAGGUGCCCAGUAGCACCACCUUCGGUUGCUACUAGCACGCCUUCUCGGUGCAACACGCGCCAUAGAGUUGGUCCCGAUGGGUCUGCAACGUCGGAUGAGGACUCAUUAGCUAAGGCUAUGAGUCGCAAGGCGGAGGUGAACCUCAACUAUUCUGUUAGUGCUAUUUCAGUUUCUGCUAAUGCUCUUAGACGUAUGGAGUUUGAUAGAAUCAAACUUACUCCUACGAUUUCGAGCAAGUUUGAUACCUCUUUUUCUGAUGAGGAAGUGUACGCCAUCUCAGACGGCCAACUUCUCUCACAUCUAGUUGGAGAGGUAUCGGAGGUUUCCCAUGGAGCGACUGUUCUCAUGGUAGCUCUGGCCUACAUUUCCAUCUCUAGGCAUGUAAAAGAAGCCACUAGUGCUGCUGUGUCGAGCAACAUGUACGCAUCGCUGGAUCACGUCGCCGCCGGCAUGCAAGCUAUCCUGGCAGCCAACCAUUCGGCCUUCGUAGUUGCAGACUACCUAGCGGUUAUUUCGAAUUACUCAUGUAUAUUCCGGUACGUGUUGACAUGUCAGGUGGAACAAAACUUGUUCAUGGCGUUCGCAAUGCAGCCGCACGUCGCCGAGAUGUCAUACGCUGGCUUGGACGGUGCCGCCUUCACCUACUACCGCGGCAAGGAUGGCCAGCCCAGAAAGAUGUUCGGACUCCGGUUGGUGUGGCAAAAGGAGGCCAUGCUUCGCGAGAUAGGGGUGGCCGUGGUCUCUGUCGUGUGCUUGCUCGCGGCCAUGACGAUUGUGGCGUGCUUCUUCAUGGCACGGGCACUGUGGCGGGCGGGGUCGCGGGAGGCGGCGUUCCAGGGUGACCUCAUGAGGCAGAAGGAAGCACUCCAGCAGGCAGAGCGCAAGAGCAUGAAUAAGAGCAAUGCAUUCACGUCCGCCAGCCAUGACAUCCGCUCCUCGCUCGCCGUCAUCGCUGGACUCAUCAAUGUCUCCCGGACGGAGGCGCGGGCAAACCCCAACCUCACCUACCACCUCGACCAGAUGGAGAUUGGCACCAAGAAGCUCUUUGAUAUACUAAACACAAUACUAGACAUGAGCAAGGUAGAGUCCGGGAAGAUGCAAUUGGAGGAGGUGCAGUUCAGCAUGGCCGACGUCCUUGAAGAAUCUAUGGACAUGGCGAACGUCGUCGGUAUGUCUAGAGGCAUUGAGGUGGUUUGGGACCCCUGCGACUUCUCUGUUCUUCGAUGUGAUGCGGUCAUUGGUGACUGCAAGCGCUUCAAACAGAUCCUCGACAACCUUCUUGGAAAUGCCAUCAAGUUCACGCACGAUGGCCACGUCGUGCUCCGCGCGUGGGCCAACCGCCCUAUCGCAAAGACUUCUAUGAUCAGCACCCCAUCUAGGUUCGCCCCCCGCUGGCGUGCGAGCGUGUUCUAUCAGUGGCUGCUUGGAAUGAGGGAAGAAUGUGCCGAGCAGAAUGCUCACCGUUCAGUCCAAAAUGAUCCCAACUACCUUGAGUUUUACUUCGAGGUGGUUGAUACCGGUAUUGGCAUAGCAAAAGAAAAAAGGCAAUCGGUGUUUGAGAACUAUGUCCAGGUGAAGGAAGGGCAUGGUGGCACCGGCCUUGGACUUGGUAUAGUUCAAUCUCUUGUUCGUUUGAUGGGCGGGGAGAUAAGCAUCAAGGACAAAGAGGCAGGAGAAGCAGGGACGUGCUUCGGAUUCAACGUCUUCCUCAAGAUUAGUGACGCUGAAGAGGACAUCGAGCACGGGAGGGCGGUGCCGUCCUUCAGGGAGCCCGACUGCUUCAAGGGUGGGCAGUGCGUCCUCCUAGUCCACGGGGACGAGACCCAGCGGAUCCUCAAGACAUGGAUGGAGAACGUCGGGAUGAAGGUUUGGCCCGUCCUGCGCGCCGAGCUCCUCGCCCCGACAAUGGAGAAGGCACGAGCCGCCGUGGGCGCCUCGCCGUCGAGGCCAGCGUCGAUCUCUUUGUCGCAGGGCGACGGUGAUGACUUGGACGGUGUAGCUGAUCGAUGCUUCAGCUCCAAGGAGAUGGUCACCCAGGUCCUGCGGAACAGCAGCGGCAACCACGCAGGACACCUCCACCCCUUCGGCCUACUCGUCGUGGUCGACGUCUCUGGUGGGAGGCUCAACGAGGUCCUCCACGAGGCGCCGAACCUCACGAGGAUCAAGCACCAAGUUCCAUGCAGGGUGGCGUGCAUUACUGACCUUAUGUCCUCCUCCGAGGAUUUGAGGAGGCUCAAGGAGGCGACAAGCUGCGACAUGGACCUGCGCAAGCCGAUCCACGGCUCCCGGCUACGCAAGCUCCUCCAGGUCAUGAGAGAGCUCCAGGCCUCUCCAUUUCCGCAACAACAUUCACAUCAUGCCGGGAUCACCAUCAAUGAGUUGCCGGCAGCGGAUCAGGCCACUGCAGUGUCAUCUGAAAUCACAUCUGCGGGGACAGUGCCCCAGGAGCCGCCCAGGCUUGGAGACGACAAGCCUCCAGAGGCCAUUGCCGUGUCAUCUGAAACCACAUCUGCGGCGGCGGUGCCCCAGGAGCCGCCCAAGCUUGAAGAUGACAAGCCUCUGGAAGGGAAGCGCGUCCUGCUGGUGGAAGACACGAGGGUGCUGCAGUUUAUCCAAAAGAAAAUGCUGAGCACUCUGGGUGCAACUGUUGUGGUAGCGGCGGAUGGAUCCGAGGCUGUGGCAAUGUUCAUCAAUGCUCUUGAGAUUGCAACUGGUGGUUCUGGUUCAGAGGAAUGGGUGGCCUCGCCCUAUGACUUGAUAUUCAUGGAUUGCCAGAUGCCGGUGAUGGAUGGCUACGAAGCGACAAAGUGCAUCCGCGAGGAAGAAAGGUGUUACGGGAUCCACACCCCAAUCAUCGCGCUGACUGCGCACUCUGAGGAGGAGGACCUGCAGAAUACCAUCCAAGCAGGGAUGGAUCUCUACCUGACUAAGCCAAUAGAGAAGAAGACAGUUGUGGAGGCCGUUCAUCAGGUGUGGAAGGAAGAUAACAACUGA
Messenger RNA from Lolium rigidum, 3234 nucleotides. Its product is annotated as probable histidine kinase 2. The record is from RefSeq and is a predicted model, not a curated record. Gene Ontology annotation, molecular function: phosphorelay sensor kinase activity. Gene Ontology annotation, cellular component: nucleus. NCBI's taxonomy places the organism in Eukaryota, Viridiplantae, Streptophyta, Magnoliopsida, Poales, Poaceae. The transcript is spliced from 8 exons. Bases 1 to 3234 code for a protein of 1077 amino acids. Gene Ontology annotation, biological process: phosphorylation; phosphorelay signal transduction system.